CGACAACGUUCACCACGUGUGACUUCCCAUACGAGAAGGUUGGCUGCUUCCGUGACAAAGAGAACCGAGCGUUACCAGAAGAACUCGUCAACGACCGUGACCCGACCAACCCGGCCUGGAGUGGUCACAUGAUUGAUUGGAAACAGUACGAUAAAUCUCUCCACAGAAACUCCAUCUGUUGGAGUGGACGGUGGUUACAGCGAAUGGAGCGAGUGGACAUCCUGCACCAAGACCUGUGGAGGGGGAGUAAGGUCCCGCGAAAGGACUUGCGACAAUCCAAAGCCACAAGGGAAGGGGAAAGAUUGCUCGGGGCAGGGACCAGCUGCGGAAACCGAGGCUUGUAGUGAACAGAAGUGCCCAGUCCCAUGCACCAAGGCUCUAGAUAUCGGUAUUAUCCUUGAUGGUUCCACCAGCGUCGAAAGCGAUCCUUUCAAAGUCGCGAUCGACUUCAUCAAACAGUUGAUGAAAUAUUUCGAAAUCUCACCACAGGGAUCCCAUGUCGGGUUUAUCCUUUACAGUACCGAUGCUACACUAGAAUUCAAGAUGUCUGACAGUACGUAUUAUUCUUAUCAGAAACUGGCGGCAAGACUGGAUAAAAUCAA
Messenger RNA from Actinia tenebrosa (Australian red waratah sea anemone), 602 nucleotides. RefSeq names its product coadhesin. Lineage: Eukaryota; Metazoa; Cnidaria; Anthozoa; Actiniaria; Actiniidae. The record is from RefSeq and is a predicted model, not a curated record.